Molecule: messenger RNA, 1884 nt
Organism: Gloeophyllum trabeum ATCC 11539
Lineage: Eukaryota; Fungi; Basidiomycota; Agaricomycetes; Gloeophyllales; Gloeophyllaceae
Exons: 8
Coding region: 1-1548 (515 amino acids)
Biological process (GO): DNA repair; chromatin remodeling; negative regulation of transcription by RNA polymerase II
Cellular component (GO): Swr1 complex; NuA4 histone acetyltransferase complex
Molecular function (GO): transcription corepressor activity
Source: RefSeq, a predicted model, not a curated record
AUGUCAGGCGCAUCGGCGGCCGAUGUACGAAGCAUCCUAUCUUUGCCUCCUGCCGGAAGUCCUUCGACCCAAAGUCAACAACCUUUGAAGAAAUCUGCUUCAACCGGCAAGCCGAAUGGCAUUUCUCGAGAACUAUUUGCCUUGAUUGGUCCGUCUAUGGCAUCUCUGCCAGAGAGUUCGAAGCCGCGAUUGAAGCAGAAACCCAAUCUCAGCGGGACCCAGAAGGUCAGAUGGGAGCGUCGUUCUUUCAAGAACCCUGCUCGUAAAGACUCACUGGAACUUAACCACUGGGUCAAGGCCACCGAUGACCCCAACGAGGAAUAUUUUUGGGCUAAAUACAAUGCACAAUCAAAUAUCUACACAUACUCACAAGAUGAGUACACCCGUCUCCUUGAGGACAGUGAAUGGUCGAAAGAAGAGACCGACUAUCUAUUCGAUGUCGUGAGGGAAUAUGACCUACGAUGGUUUAUCAUACAUGACCGUUAUAACUUCCCGGGCGGCCCUGAACGUUCCAUGGAAGAUCUCAAGGAUAGAUACUUCAGCGUUUGUCGAAAGCUCGUCCGGAGUCGGCCAUGGCCUGGUGAUGAGACAAGUAGAACCAACUUACUAUCUAGCUUCCAGUUUGACAAAGAACGUGAGACGACACGCAAGAAGUAUCUAGCCAGCCUAGCAUCACGCACUCCAGCCCAGAUUGCGGAGGAGGAAGCUCUCUUCAUCGAGAUCAAGCGCCUUGAGCAAACGGAGAGGCGGUUCAAGCGGGAUCGAGAUGAACUUUUGCGCACGUUGGCAGGCAUUGAAAGUGGCUUGGACGGCCUUCCCAUAGACGACGAAGGCCCCAUGGGCUCGGGCGAUACCAAGCAGAAGAAAAGGAGGCACGGAAGCGAAUGGGAAAGCGCAUCUGCUGGGCCGUCGAACAUCAUAUCAUUGGGUACGCCCGUACCGAAGAAAGGACAACAAUCAGCGAAAGCAUCUGUCCCCUCACCCGAGGAAGACAUUCUCCAUUGCAUUCAUCGAAACUCCGCCCCGGCGCCAAGCAAUCUACCUGUUACAAAGAAUGCACACACGCCAGUGUACUUGAGAUCAUUCAAGAUCCCUGUUCCAAAGCCCGCCGGCCUUGCACCGAAAAUCACAGCUGCUCUUGCUGAGCUCGGUAUAAACCAUACUCGUCUGGUCAUGCCGACUAAAGACAAUUGCGAGAAACUCGAAAGUCUCCUGGACGCCGCGGCAGCCCUUGUCGACCUCAAGCGUGCCGUCGACCGCGUUGACCAAGAAAUCCGGACGGCACGGAUGAGACUCGAGAGCAAGAGCAGCAGCGCGUCGGUGGCAGGAGAUGCUGCGGAGACCCCCAUGGACGUCGACCAAGACGAGACAGGUACUGAGAGGGACGCUGAUGGGGAGAAGGAGGAAGAUAGCGUUCGAGCGCAGAGCGUUGUGAGCGUCCGAAGCGGGCGGGCUAGGAAGGCGUCGUCCCGACGAUCCAUGUCAAUCUCGUCUGUUGAUACCGCGGCGCCCGUGGCCACACGGGCUACCAAGAGACUUAAGAAGUAAGGGACCAAGACUAUAUUCUUAUGAAUCUGCGCUGGCUGGCCACAAUAUGCGAGGAGAGUACAGCAAAUGAAUUAAAUGAAUUAAGAGACGACGUAAGAUACUUUAUGUAGGAAUUGCAUAGGGUACUGCUUCAUGUCGUCUUCCUCUCCGUUCAGGUAGAAAGCAUAGCAUGCAGCGAGUCGUAGAUCGACUUCCUUUAUUCCAACCCAUCCUCUUCCCGCCCGAAAAUCUGCAGCCUCGGGUUCUUCUGGAGCCCCUCGCCAUGUAUAUGGGCGUCUCUAGUUCCGAAGGCUGGCGUGUAAGGCAGACCAUCAUGGAUGCCUCACACUCAAUCUG